CCUUUCCUUCAAUCCUUUCAAAAAGAAAAAAAAUAAAUUAUCAAUUAAUUCAAAACCAUUUCAUGGCGAAUCCGUUUAUGAUGAAGAGAGCGAGAGAAGAAUUUGAUCAUCACGUGACCACCGUGGCGAACGGUUUGAUGUUGCUCUCCGCCGCCGCCGGAGACCGGCAGGGGGAUAGUUAUCUGACGAUGAGUAGCGGCGAUCUGUGCGGCCGCGUUUUUGAGUGCAAGACGUGUAAUCGGCAGUUCUCGUCGUUCCAGGCGCUGGGAGGGCACCGGGCGAGCCAUAAGCGGCCGAGGAUGAUGACGGCGGCGGCGGCGGGGGAGGCGGUGGCGCUUUUGCCGCCGAGCUCGCCGCCGAAACCUAAGACGCACGAGUGCUCCAUAUGCGGGCUGGAGUUCGCCAUUGGACAAGCGCUGGGAGGGCACAUGAGAAGACACAGAGCGGUUGGGAAUGACGCCGCCUUAAGCGGCGGCGGCGGCGGCGGCGAUUCUCUUGCUCUUUCUCCUCCCGGCGGCGUUCCUGUGGUGAAGAAGCCGUCCAGUGGGCGGAGGGUUUUGUGCGUGGAUUUGAAUUUGACGCCAUUGGAAAAUGAUCGCCUGGAGUUCAUCAAGUUUGGGAAGAUGGCCGGCCUAAUGGUUUAAUUGUUUGAUUUCUUGUGUUACUGAAAACUCAGUAUUAUUAGAUCUAGGUUUAUUAUAUUAUACGGAGUAUAUAUAUACGUCCUUCUAUAUUUAGAUCAUACUUUUGGUUUAAUCGAUCUUGUAUUUAGCUCAAUAUGGAUUUUUUUUUUUUUUUUUA
This is a messenger RNA of Ipomoea triloba (trilobed morning glory), 801 nucleotides long. Its product is annotated as zinc finger protein ZAT12-like. The transcript has a single exon. The record is from RefSeq and is a predicted model, not a curated record. Gene Ontology annotation, biological process: response to chitin. The coding region runs from base 63 to 644 and encodes 193 amino acids. Lineage: Eukaryota; Viridiplantae; Streptophyta; Magnoliopsida; Solanales; Convolvulaceae.